Pseudophryne corroboree (corroboree frog) is the source of this 4385-nucleotide messenger RNA. RefSeq names its product SMG8 nonsense mediated mRNA decay factor (gene SMG8). The record is from RefSeq and is a predicted model, not a curated record. Lineage: Eukaryota; Metazoa; Chordata; Amphibia; Anura; Myobatrachidae. The transcript has 4 exons. Bases 1 to 2751 code for a protein of 916 amino acids. Gene Ontology annotation, biological process: nuclear-transcribed mRNA catabolic process, nonsense-mediated decay.
AUGUCAGCGGGCGGCCCGGGUUUGUUGCGGGAGCUGCUGAGCUCAGAUCCGGCAUGGAAGGAGGACGAGGUGUGCGUGGUCGGUGUGUUCGGGAAGACGGCGCUGCUGCACGGGAGCUGGGACAAGGGCUGCCUGGUGAACUCGCUGUGUGACCGGCACGUCUUCCCUCUCUUCCACCGGCAGCCGGAGGGGACGCGGGAGCGCAGCGUCUUCCAGACGUACUACGAGCAGGAGUCGCGGGUGCUGUACGUGCUGCUCACCGGCAUCACCGACACUGGGCAGCUGGCCCGGGCGUGCGAGGAGCUGGGGCGCGGGGUGUCGCACGCGGAGUCGCAUGAGUGGUGGAAGGACGCGGAGAAGCUGCACUGCAUGCACGUGCUCUACCUCUUCUGCGCCUGCCACUUGCUGCUGCUCGUGCACCCUGCCUGCAGCUUUGACAUCGCCUACGAGAAGCUUUUCCGCGCCCUGGACAGUGUCCGCCAGAAGCUGCUGCCUUCACUCAAGCCAGCGCUCAAGGAUUGCCCUGUGGGGCUGGAUUGGAAGCUAAACGCUCGUCCCUGCCCGCCCCGCCUGCUCUUCGUCUUUCAGCUGAACGGCGCCCUGCGGGGUGUAGAACCUGGCCGGGGCUCAGCCCAAGCAGCUGCCGAUAAGCCCAAGAAACACUCGCCCAAGAGGAGGCUGCAGCACGCCCUGGAGGACCAAAUCUACCGCAUAUUCCGUAAGAGCAGAGUCCUCACCAACCAGAGCAUCAACUGCCUCUUCACCGUGCCCGCCAACCAGGCCUUCGUCUACAUCGUGGCCGACCAGGAUGACGACCCCAUAGGCAUGCUGUUGGAUGGUCUGCGGCACCAUUGCACCGUCAGGGACACGGACUCUUCCAUGGUGCCCAUCUCUGGACCCCGGCGCUUCAGGAUGAUGAGACACAGCCGGCAACAGCUCUCUUUCACAGUGGAGAGCAGCUCCGGGGUCUCUGGGCAACUGGUGGACUGCACCUUGCGGGAAUUCCUCUUCCAGCAUGUAGACUUGGUGCUCACAAAGAAGGGGUUUGAUGACAGUGUUGGCCGAAACCCACAGCCUUCUCAUUUUGAGCUGCCCACCUAUCAGAAGUGGGCAAGUGUAGCCCUGAAACUGUAUGAAGUAAUCAUAGAGAAUAAAGAUGAUGAUCCUCCAGCAUUCCCUGGCGGGUAUCCGCCAAAGUUAUUGGCCAAUAUGAAAGUGCUGGAAGGAUAUUUGGAUGCAGACACCAAGUUUUCAGAAAAUAGGUGCCAAAAAGCCCUUCCCAUGGCACAUAGCGCUUACCAAUCUAACCUACCCCAUAAUUACACUACCACAGUCCAUAAAAAUCAGCUGGCGCAAGCAUUAAGGGUUUACAGCCAGCAUGCCCGUGGACCAGCAUUCCAGAAAUAUGCCAUACACCUCAAUGAAGAUUGCUACAAAUUUUGGAGCAGUGGACACCAACUUUGUGAGGAAAGGAGCCUGACAGAUCAACACUGUGUACACAAGUUCCACUUGCUUCCAAAGUCAGGAGAGAAGAUUGAACCUGACAGAAAUCCUCCAAUUCUGUACCACAACAGUCGGGCAAGGUCUUCUGGUAACUGUAACUGUGGGCGAAAACAGGCACCACGCGAGGACCCAUUUGACAUCAAAAGCGCCAAUUACGAUUUCUAUCAGAUGCUGGAAGAGAAAUGCUGUGGAAAGUUGGAUCACAUUCAUCUUCCCAUAUUCCAGCCCAGCACUCCUGAUCCUGCUCCUGCCAAGAAUGAAGCUCCCUCCACUUCCCAAGAAGGAGAAAUGGAAGGAGAGAAGCUGAAAGAUAAAGAACCGCAAACACAGGGUGAAACCACUAGUUUGAGCCUGGCUCUUAGUCUGGGCCAGUCCACUGAUAGCUUGGGAACAUACCCAGCUGAUCCCCCAGCUGGGGGAGAUAAUGCGGAUGCUCCGGCACAUGGUACAGAGGACAAAGGGGAAAAAAGACCCAGUUUAGUGGAUCGUCAGGCAUCCACGGUCGAAUACCUACCUGGUAUGAUGCAUUCAAACUGUCCUAAAGGGCUUCUACCUAAAUUUUCUAGUUGGUCACUAGUAAAACUUGGUCCUGCUAAAGCUUACAACUUUCACACAGGUUUAGAUCAACUUGGAUUUAUCCCAGGUACCAACUAUCUAAUGCCAUGGGACAUUGUCAUCCGUACAAAGCCAGAAGAUGAAGGGGACUUAGAUGUCAACUCUUGGCCGGCUCCAAAUAAGUCUAUCCCUGGGAAACGAAGUGGUGUGGCAGCAGGAAGAGGCCGUAGAAGGGAUGAUUUAGCAAGGGCGUUUGUGGGUUUUGAGUAUGAGGAUUCAAGAGGCCGUAGGUUCAUGUGCUCUGGACCUGAUAAAAUUAUGAAAGUGUUAGGCAAUGGUCCUAAAGAAUCGGCAGUCAAAGCCCUCAACAGUGACAUGCCUUUGUACAUGCUGUCACCAUCUCAAGGACGAGGACUUAAACCUCAUUAUGCACAGCUCAUGAGACUGUUUGUUGUGGUUCCAGAUGCUUCAUUACAAAUUGUAAUGAAUCCUCAGGUGCAGCCUAGCCCACUUCCAUGUCCUAUAUUUUUUCCUGAAAAGCAGGAAAUCACCCUGCCAUCUGAUGGAUUAUGGGUACUAAGAUUUCCGUACUCUUACGUGACAGAACGAGGCCCUUUUUACCCCCCAAAGGAAAAUCAACAGCUUAUCAGCUACAAAGUUAUGAGAGGAAUAUUAAAGACUGUCACACUAUAAUACACAUUUUUUUCAUCACCCAACAUCAACCCUAGCUUGUGGUUUUGGUGAUGAAUAGUGGACACUGAACUUUUUGUUCUUCAGAACACGAGCAAGGAUUUCUCUUGCCGACCUCGGUCUUGUUUUAUUCUGAUGUGUUAUUCGUAUAAUCGUGUGUAAAACGUAUAGAUUUAUAGAUAUGGAUAAAUCAUGAUGGCAUGAGAAGACAAAUCCCGAAGUUUCAAUUGUAAAUUUAUGUCACUAUGGCUGUCAACCAUUAUUUAUCUCAACAAUAUGAUACAAUACACCAGUUAUGAAGCAAAUUCUUUGUAUUUUGUAUUAAUUGGUUUUGUGCCAAUGUUUCACAUUCCUGGAACACCAUUGCUUGUUUUGUGUGUGGAAAGAUUAUGUAGCCUAUGGAAUUAAGGGGCCGAGUGGAAAAGAGACACAUGCCACAUCUACAUGGGUUUUGAAUUGCUUCUGCCAUAAGCAUCUGCUCCACUAACCUCUGACAUACUGGCAUGUGCCUAUCUCUCACCAGCAGCAAAACACAAAUCCCUGCUAUUGUAUUUCAUCUGGUUGAAAAUGGGCAGAAGUAAUUUUGUGACAUGUUCCUCUUUCCGCUGAGCCCCUCAAUUAUUAGGAGAUGGUUACCUCUCUGUGGCCCUCUCUAAUUAAUAUUCAUGAGACCUGAUUUAUAUUUGUGCAGAACCAUUUUCUUGUGAAUUUAUAGACUGUGUUCUCAUGAAUAUUAGUUCACAACACAAAACUGAUGCCUUCACUGUCUGUAGGUGGCAUGUCCACAUUAUACUGUAUAUAAAUAACUAAUGCCAGGAGAAACCAUUAUUCCCAGGAAACCCUGAAUCCACUCUGCCCUGCUUGUUACUAGAGAUGGGUGGUUUUAUUAUUAUCUGUUAAACACUGUAACCUUAGUGUAUUACGUGUUUCCAUUUUGGGCUUAAGCUGUGUACACAUUAGGUGAUGUGUACCCAGCACGACAUCGUGGGGGAGCCAGCAUCAACCAGUGUAUUGUACUCCCUAGCGAUGUCCCUAGAUUGAGGUGCAUGCAGGCCCGACGGGCAAUGGUGCUGACAACCCGCGGCAGCGCGCAUUGUCAGCAACAUAGUGGGUACGCUGGACGGUUUUAACAAUUUGUCAUUCCGGUCCGUCAGAAUCGGGCAAAUAGUAAAAAAAAAAAAAUUGUCUGAUGUGUACCCAUCUUAAGCAUUAAGUCAGAGAUGGAAACAGAGAGGGGAGCUGUAUCAUAGCUGUCUAGCAGAACAUAGUCAUUUACACGUCAGUGAUGCACAAAUCUGAUGUUCAAUUUGGGGAUUGAAAAAUUGGUACUUAGAUAAUGUUUUCCAUGUGCUUGGAUAUCUGAGAAGCAUACAAAUACAUAAUAAUCAUGAUGCCUGAACAUAAAGGAUACAGUAUUCUUUUUAUAUAAUAAGCAUGUCUUGCUAGGUAAGCCUAUAUACAUGAGAGGUAGUAAAGCACCUUUAUUGUGAAUGCUCUAGGGAAAGUGCUGCUCUGUUUUAUAUAGCACUUCUUUGAUGAAGUAAUCAUGUAUCUGAUCCAUAUGUCAUACCUGUAUGAUAGCUACAUUUAAUGUAUUAUGUUGAAUGGCUAAUAAGUAAAGUCUAGUUUGUACAACA